AUAAAAUGAUUUUUUUUUUUUUUUUGACAGAAAAAAUAAAAAAAUCAUAUGGAGAAAAAAAAGAAGAAUCUAAUGGAAGUGAAUAUACUAUAAUAUACAAAUAUAUGAUGAAAUCGCUCAAUAUGCUUUUAUAUGACGAUACAGCAUACGAUGUAGCUAUAGAGGAAUUACCAGCAACCGAUACAAUUUCUAAAGUUAAAGAUUACCUGAGAACUAUUAAAGAUAUAGCAAUUUCAAAGAAAUUCCCAUCUUUUAGAAGAUUCUAUUGGAUCGUGAAAUAUGACAUACUAGAUAGAGCAAGCGAAUACUGGUAUCUUCACAUGCAAAUUAUUAAAAAUAAAUCAAAAAAAAAAAAAGAAGAAUCUAAUGGAGAAAAAAAAGAAGAAUCUAAUGGAGAAAAAAAAGAAGAAUCUAAUGGAGAUGAUUCAAACGACGACAAUAAUAUAUUAGAUCAUUGGUGCAACACUUUGUAUUUAUAUCAAAUUCAUCGUAAAUAGCUUAAAGAUGAACAGUAAUAAUAAUAAAAUCAAGAAUUAACUUUUACUAUGUAAUGAUUACAUUUCAAAUAUUUAUAGUUAUUUUUAAUUUAUUUAUUUAUUAUAUAAAAAAAAGAUAUUUAAAAUAUGAUGUAUAUGACAUAGUGAUUUACGGAUUUUAAAAUAUGUACUUUAAAUAAAUAUAUAUAUAUAUAUUAUUAAAAAUCUUUGAAAAUGUACUCCUAAUUAAUUGAGACUAAUUUAAAAAAGUAGAUAGUACUAUGGUGUAUGAUAAUACUAUUUAAUAUUAAUGCAGUUUUAAUUAUUAUGAUUAAGGACUGAAUUUAUAUAAAUUUUUAUGUUUUUUUCAAUUAAUUUAAAAAAAUAGAUUGAUAAACUACAAUGACUAAGUGUAGCUGCUAUACACGUUUGAGUUACAGUCAAUAGAUCUGAAAUACAAAGUAUUACUUUGUAUGUUUUUGCAUAUUUCUGUAUUUUACGUAUUUUCUUUGCAUAUAGACGAAUUUUUCAUGCAUAAUAUGUUAUAGGGUCUAGGAUUUUUCGGCACGGCUGUAUCGGCGCGAAGAUAUAUCUGCGCUGGAAAUUUCGGCGCGGCGUUUUAUUUUUAAAUUCACUAUUACUAUUAUGAAAAAUAAUCGUAAUAAAAUCAAAAACAAAAAUUUAUACUUACCUAUAAUGUCUAAUUUAUUAUCGAAUCGCGGACGUGAAGUUUUUGUACUAGAUGGUUUCAUGUAUAUCUUCGACAAAUUUAAUUUUAACCGUACAAAGCGAUUUUGGAGGUGUCGCAAUUUUGGAAUUUAUAUGAUAGAGUCUUAAAUGCCGAAAAUAGUACAAAUAAUCAUGCUGAGGCAGUAAAUAGGAGGUUGAAUAUUGAAAUGGGAGUGUGUGGCCCAACAAUAUUGACAUUUAUAAAUUGCCUGAAAAGGGUUCAAACAGGCCACGAUGUUUUUAUAGAGCAACUAACUGCUGGAUGGAGUCCCCCUAAAAAAUUUAAAAAAUACACCGACUUAAAUAGUCGAUUACAUAAAAUAUUUAGUAAAUAAAUUGUAUGGAUUAUGUAAAGGGAAUAGCUCAUAAUAUUUUUUUUUUAAAUAAAUAUCAAUUGUAUAUAAUUAACAUGUUUAAAGUAUUAUCAAUUCAUUUUUUAAAAAUAAUUAUAAAAUUUUAAGGUAUCAUAAUAUACGCCUAUAUAUUUUAACCAUGUAAUCAUGUAUUAUUACACAUAUUAAACUUUAUUGUUAUAUUAAUUAUUUUGUAUUUUUAAAAUUUAUUGUAAUAUUGGAAUAAUGAUGAACUAUUAAUAUAUUAUUAUUAUUUUUUUUUGUAUUUUUAAAAUGUAUGCGAGUUAAUAACCUAUACAUUUAUCUUACCUAUAUAAUCGGUUGUCACGAUACACGAUAACGAUAACUGCUAUAUUUGGUAAGAUUGACAAUUUUAUUACGUUUAUUUUUCAUAAUAGUACCUAAUAGUUAAUUUUAAAAAAGGAAACGCUGCGCCGAAACAGCCAUGCCGAAACGGACGAUUUCCUAUGUUAUACAGAGUGCGGCAUAAGUCGGUUCCCCGACUAUAUUAUUAGAUAUAAUAGAUUUUAUUUAUAUUAUUAAAUAAUUACAAAAAAUCACUGGUUAUGCUCGAACUGAUGACAAGGAAUACUGAAUUGAUAAGCAGUUUUGCGAUAACAAAACAGCGGGAACCGACUUAUGCCGCACCCUGUAUUUUGAUUAUAUUAAUUAUAAGUAAUGUAUUUAUAUAUGUAUUUAUAAAACUAUA
Messenger RNA from Aphis gossypii (cotton aphid), 2267 nucleotides. RefSeq lists its product as uncharacterized. The record is from RefSeq and is a predicted model, not a curated record. The coding region runs from base 6 to 497 and encodes 163 amino acids. NCBI's taxonomy places the organism in Eukaryota, Metazoa, Arthropoda, Insecta, Hemiptera, Aphididae. The transcript is spliced from 14 exons.